GCGGGAAAACAUGAGUGAUAACGCAGGAGAGCGCGCUCGCCUCCGGCGCUACCCCGAGCUCCCGGUGUGGGUGGUGGAGGACCAUCAGGAGGUUCUGCCUUUUAUAUACCGGGCAAUUGGCUCAAAACAUCUUCCCGCCAGUGACAUCAGUUUUGUGCAUUUUGAUUCUCACCCAGACCUCCUUAUUCCUGUGAACAUGCCAGCAGACACUGUGUUUGACAAGGAAACACUCUUCGGAGAGUUAAGUAUUGAGAAUUGGAUUAUGCCUGCAGUUUAUGCUGGCCAUUUUUCUCACGUAAUAUGGCUUCAUCCCACAUGGGCUCAGCAAAUCAGAGAGGGCAAGCAUCACUUUUUAGUAGGCAAAGACACGUCUACUACAACAAUCAGGGUUACAAGUUCCGAUCAUUACUUUCUAAGCGAUGGUCUUUAUGUCCCUGAAGACCAGCUAGAGAACCAAAAACCUUUACAUUUGGAUGUAAUUAUGGUAAAACCUCAUAAACUCUGUAACAGUCAAGAAGGAAACGCUGCACUGUCUUCUGCUAAGAAGCCAAAGCUAGCACUGCAAGCUGCGGAAAACCCUGCCUCUACUAACUGUGCCUCUUGUUCAGAAGGACUGGAGAAGGACGCAGUGGCAGACAAAAGUGGCCACACUUGCCUGGACCCGGCCUGCUCACCUUCUGAGAGUCGGGAGUGGCAGACCACGGCUGACUCUGGGGAUGUUCUGGAAGCUCUGAAGAAAAGGGACUCGUUGGUUUUAGAUAUUGACUUGGACUUCUUUUCUGUCAAGAAUCCUUUCAAAGAAAUGUUCACUCAGGAAGAGUACAAAAUAUUACAAGAGCUGUAUCAGUUUAAAAAGCCAUCAGCCGACCUAACACAGGACGAUCUGGUAGAUUGUGUGGACACGCGAAUUCAUCAGUUAGAAGAUCUAGAAGCUACUUUUGCUGAUCUGUGUGAUGGUGAUGAUGAAGACACCGUGCGAAGAUGGGCUUCAAACCCUGGAAUGGAGUCACUAGUUCCACUUGUACAGAGUUUGAAAAAACGGAUGGAAGUGCCAGACUACGAAAUGGUUCACCAGGCUGGUCUGACCUGUGAUUAUUCAGAACUUCCUCACCACAUCAGCACAGAAGAAGAAAUUGAGUCUCUUGUUCAGUCCAUGUGUCAUUUACUGAAAAGCUUACCAAAGCCCACACUUGUUACAAUUGCAAGGUCAAGUCUAGAUGAUUAUUGUCCGUCGGAGCAAGUGGACACCAUUCAAGAAAAAGUCCUCGGUGCGCUCCGCUCCCUCUACGGAACUCUGGACAUUCACCUGGAAUACUCGGGGGAUUCUUCCCCUUGA
Messenger RNA from Elephantulus edwardii (Cape elephant shrew), 1336 nucleotides. RefSeq names its product chromosome unknown open reading frame, human C5orf22. The transcript is spliced from 9 exons. NCBI's taxonomy places the organism in Eukaryota, Metazoa, Chordata, Mammalia, Macroscelidea, Macroscelididae. The record is from RefSeq and is a predicted model, not a curated record. The coding region runs from base 11 to 1336 and encodes 441 amino acids.